GCCACUGUGCGCCGCAGUCAGUUUCCUGGAUCCGAGGAGGGGCACUCACAGUGGAAGGCAGCUUUGAAGCAGCAGCAGGAGAUGCGAGUCAAGCCUAUCCUGGCAAAAGCUGGUUGGGGAUCGGAGGCCAUCGCGCGGGUCACAACGCUGUUGUCCAUGGACGGAUCUCGUGAGGACAAAGACAUGCAGGUACUUGAGGAUGCGACUUGCCUGGUGUUCUUGCAAACGGAUCUACCGUCUAUGAAGAUCGAAGAUCACGGAAAGCUCGUGGAUCUCCUGCACAAGACAUGGGUGAAGAUGAGCCCGUGUGCGCGAAGCAAAGCCAUCCACCUCGAGUAUGAUGCACCAAUGCUGCACUGCUUGAUCGAAGCCAUCGCACGUGACUCUACCCCAUCUUCGCCACAGACACCGAUGGUGGCCCCACGUUUUACAAAGGCUUGCGCCGACCUCCUGCGCAAGAGUUGGAGCGAGUUGCCGGAGACAUUUACCAAGGAGGUUUUCGAACGCGUCCUAGCAGAGGACAAGGAGGUAUAUGAGCUCCUGUCCCAUCCAGUCGUCAAGGAGUUCCAGAACAUGCGCAAGGUGAUUAGUAGGUUUUUGGGGCUUCUGGAGCCAGAAGCCAUGCCACAAUUCGAGAAACUGGCCCAUGCUUUGGCUGUGGCCGGUCAUUGUGGAGGAUUGCGGCUGUCGCACAUCGCAGCCAUGAAGAGAGCCGUGGUCCGUGUGGUCACGAGCAGCUGGACUGAAUGCAGCUGA
This is a messenger RNA of Symbiodinium necroappetens, 756 nucleotides long. The record is from the annotation of a GenBank genome assembly. Lineage: Eukaryota; Dinophyceae; Suessiales; Symbiodiniaceae.